AUGCCGCUCACCGCCUCCUCUCGCCGUCGUCGCGGCCGCCGAGGCGGUCGCCGCAGCCGCAAGAAGGGUCGCAACUGGGCAGAUCUGCCGCUGGACGCGAUAUUUGCCAUCCUCGACAAGCUCGACCACGUCGACAUCCUGAUGGGGCCUGGCCAGGUGUGCCGCUCUUGGCGCCGCGCGGCGCGCGACGAGCCUGAGCUGUGGCGCCGCAUCGACAUGCGCGACCACGCCGAUCUCUUCAACCAGCUCAACCUCCACGGGAUGGCGCAGGCCGCCGUCCGCCGCAGCAAGGGGCGCUGCGAGGCCUUCUGGGGCGAGUAUGCCGGCGACGACGAAUUCCUCAACUUCCUAGACGACCAGUGA
Molecule: messenger RNA, 363 nt
Organism: Brachypodium distachyon (stiff brome)
Lineage: Eukaryota; Viridiplantae; Streptophyta; Magnoliopsida; Poales; Poaceae
Product: F-box protein SKIP19
Exons: 1
Coding region: 1-363 (120 amino acids)
Molecular function (GO): protein binding
Source: RefSeq, a predicted model, not a curated record